AUGCACUCCACUGCGCGUUUGACUCAUCUGUCGAGUCCUCUCCCAGUUACCCGGCUGCAAAUUUUGGCUCGAGGCUCCAGUGCGACCCCAUUAGCAGCACCCAGGCGAUAUGCUUCAAAUGCUGUAUCUGAGCUUCCAACAUCCCCGAGCACACGCUACUUGAAGCCUAUAUAUGACUUUUCUGCACAUACACAAUCCUCUGCAACGAAAAGUACUAUAGCGCUUGGCGAUGAAUACCUCCUUCCUGUCUACGCACGUCCUCCGUUCGUGCUUUCACAUGGACGUGGUAGCUGGGUCUGGGACGCAGAUGGCCGAAAAUUUCUUGAUUUCAGCGCAGGCAUCGCAGUGAACGCAUUGGGACAUGCGGAUCCAGGUGUCUCAGAGGUGCUACAGCAGCAAUCAUCGACCCUUCUCCAUACCUCAAAUGUAUACUACCAUGAGUGGGCGCCAAAGCUGGCGCAGCUUCUGGUGACGCUCACUAACAAAGAAGGUGGACUAGGCUACGCCACUGGCGGUACCUCUCCAUCUUCUUCAGCCGCUAAGCAAGGGGCCAAGAUAGCUCGCAAAGUUGGAAAGGACCGCUGGGCCGCGGCCACUGGUGGAAAAGUUGAUGACGUAUCGUGUCCUAAAACGCGUAUCGUGUGCUUUGAGAACUCUUUCCAUGGUCGAAGUAUGGGUGCCCUGAGUGUCACUUCGACGGAGAAAUACCAGCUACCCUUUCGACCACUGAUACCUGGAGUCAGCGUUGGCAAGCUCAAUGAUCUGGAAUGCCUCCAUAGGCUUAUCACUGAUGAUACCUGUGCGGUUAUUGUCGAGCCCAUACAGGGAGAGGGAGGCGCCACUGCCGCAACCGAAGAAUGGUUGAGGGCUUUGCGAAAGCGCUGUGACGAGACAGGAACAGUGUUGAUCUUUGAUGAAAUUCAAUGCGGCCUGUACAGGUCAGGGAAUCUUUGGGCACAUUCGGCAUUUCCAAUUGAUUGCCAUCCUGAUGUGAUCACGGUGGCGAAACCGCUAGCCAACGGUUAUCCAAUUGGUGCCGUAUUGCUUCGUGAUACCAUUGCAUCAACAAUGACACCAGGCACUCACGGGACGACGUUUGGAGGGUCACCCACGGCUUGUGCAGUUGGACAUCACGUUCUGAAUCGCCUCAGUGAUCGUGUGUUCGUGACUCAUAUGAAAGAGAUGAGCGCGUACAUGAACAACCGGCUCGAAGUUUUGCCGAAAUGGUUCCCAGCCACGUUACAGCCUCACGUGCGCGGUCGUGGUUUCAUCCGAGGCCUUGGAUUCAAUGAUGUCUCACAUCCUGGAGAAGUAGUGCAGCUAGCGCGAGAGCGUGGUGUGUUCCUGCUGACUGCUGGGAAAGAUGCUGUGCGUCUGGUGCCCUCUCUAAAUGUCAAUAAGGAAGAAGUAGAUAUAGCUAUGGACGUGCUUGAAGGGUGCCUGUCAUCUUUGCGGGCUUAA
Molecule: messenger RNA, 1461 nt
Organism: Suillus subalutaceus
Lineage: Eukaryota; Fungi; Basidiomycota; Agaricomycetes; Boletales; Suillaceae
Product: acetylornithine and succinylornithine aminotransferase
Exons: 6
Coding region: 1-1461 (486 amino acids)
Cellular component (GO): mitochondrial matrix
Molecular function (GO): pyridoxal phosphate binding; identical protein binding; transaminase activity
Source: RefSeq, a predicted model, not a curated record